Messenger RNA from Parastagonospora nodorum SN15, 678 nucleotides. RefSeq lists its product as hypothetical. The record is from RefSeq and is a predicted model, not a curated record. The coding region runs from base 1 to 678 and encodes 225 amino acids. Lineage: Eukaryota; Fungi; Ascomycota; Dothideomycetes; Pleosporales; Phaeosphaeriaceae. The transcript has 2 exons.
AUGGCUGUAGGAUUCAUGAGCCUGCCUCGAGGACAGAGGCAAAGCGGUUUGCAUGCACACACCGUUGCAGAGAUCUACGUUAUCUUGAAAGGGCGUCUAAUGGGUUGGGAUGGAAGAGGCGAGAACCACAUCGCUAACACCGGCGACUGCGUGUACAUUCCGGCAGGCGUGCCUCAUGGUGUUCGGUGUUAUGGAAGCGAGGACGCAGAGCUGAUAUGGAUUCACGACAAUAUUGAACGGAAGGAUGCAGUCACCUACUUUACAGGUCCUGGUCCCUAUCCACAAAGUGACGAUAUCAAAGUUAUUCGGUACAAGGAUCUUGAGCCAAGUUACGAUGCGCCGCGGUGUAAAGAACCAGAGUUUAUGAGGUGGAACAUCAGUUAUGUUGGUGGUCCACACGGAUUUACCAACCACAAUCCGGAACAGGCUGCCUUGAGCAGAAGUAUACAUAUUGGAGUGCUGGCGCUCGACCCCGCGCAAAAGGAAGUCCCGUUCUCUGCAGAUGAAGAUGAGCUAUACAUCCUCCUUGACCACGAAGUCGUGGUCUCUGCAGGGAGCGAGCAAGGCCGUAGUCUAGAACGAUUGGAUGGAGUCUUCUUUCGGCGUGGCGAGAUGCGUGCUGUGCGGAAUUAUGGCCGCAAGACGGUGAAUUUCCUGACAGUCAGACCAUUUGGUUGA